Messenger RNA from Lasiosphaeria miniovina, 1350 nucleotides. RefSeq names its product peptidase A4 family-domain-containing protein. The transcript is spliced from 2 exons. Gene Ontology annotation, biological process: proteolysis. Lineage: Eukaryota; Fungi; Ascomycota; Sordariomycetes; Sordariales; Lasiosphaeriaceae. Gene Ontology annotation, molecular function: glutamic-type endopeptidase activity. The record is from RefSeq and is a predicted model, not a curated record. Bases 179 to 1018 code for a protein of 279 amino acids.
CGUUCGGUAGCAUCCCGGUCUAGAGCCCCUCCUUCCACGGUUUGUAGAGGUACAAAACGAGAGCAAUCCCGAAUUCUAGAUAUUGGCAGAGGGGCUUUGCCUUGCCCAGGCUCUUGAUGUUCUGCGACCUCCCUGAUGACGAGACCCCAAGGCCUGAAUUGUCAGAUCUCCCACAAGCAUGUGGUCACUUGUCCGCUCGUUUCUCGUCACUUCCUUGAUGACUUGGACGUCUGCCGGAGAGCUGAGCUUUUCUGCAACAGCUCAGCAAAGAGGAGAAGAUGUUGACAUGUCCGAUGUCGAAUUCGUGCCAAUCCCGCCCCGGCAACACCACGAUCAGGGCCCCCCGCUACGUCUGCACCCCAGGGCAGAGCGGGACAGUGUCAGCUAUAGCGGAAACUGGUGUGGUGCGUCGCAGCACUCGACUCUGUCCGAUCCGAUCACCAACGUCUUUGGAUACUUCACGGCGCCGAGUUUGACGUUGCGAUCGAACGUGCUGGCUCCACAGUUCGCCGCUGCGUGGGUAGGCAUCGAUGGUGCAAGCUGCAAACAAGCCUUGCUGCAGGCGGGCGUGACUACCAUUGUCAACUCGAACGGCGGUCAAAGUGCUUCGGCAUGGUGGGAAUGGUACCCCGACUCGGCCUACACCAUCAAUGGUCUCCCGGUCAAAGCCGGCGACUGGAUUUCGGUCAACAUCACGACGAGCUCGCCGACAUCAGGCAAAGUGGUCAUCACCAACGCGCAGAGAGGAUACGUGAUGGUCCUCACCAUCUCGAACGGGCCCAGGUUGUGUGGCCAGGAUGCCGAGUGGAUAGUCGAGGACUUCUACGAUGCGAAGGGCCAAGUGGCCCUGGCCAAGUUCUCCGACGUCUGGUUCGAGGAGACGGCUGCCGUGACGAGUAGGGGGAGACGGAUCGGCAUCAACGGAGCCGCCAUGGUACAGCUUCAAGACGUCGAUGGCGCCAUAGCAUGCGCGUCGUCGAAGUACGACGAUUCGACCUUUGUCGUGUCAUCUCCCUAGAUUGCAUUUGUCGUCCUGCUGUGCUUUAAUAGGGGAGGUCUGGCGUCGCCCAUGGAUCCUGUGAAGCGCGUCGUCUAUCGAUUGUGCGUAUGGUGGAGGCGCAGGGCGGAGAAUAGCUGAAACAAAAUAAAUGGCGUGUUCAGAGAAACCUGCACUUAAUGUUACAAUAUUGCAACGGAUGCGUGGAAGUUGUGCUGUUCCGAUCGCAUCGACUUGGAGAUUUUUCGGAAAAAUAGGUACGAAUUGGGUUGAGGGACUGGAACCUGCUCUCAAUUUGAGUGGCACACUCAAUUAGGCCAUAUUGCGUUUUCGAGAGGCCUGGGCCUUCUAGU